AUGGCUGCUUCUCCAGACCACACAGACAACGACGAUGGGGCCAUCGCAGCCAAGGUCGAACGGCAUGAUUACACCGACCUCGCCCCAACAACUCGCAAGCGCGCGCAUGCCAUGGAAGGCUUCGACGAGAUCUACACCGACAUUGUCGACUACAUCGUCCGCUGCACGCACCGAAUUUGGGACGAGCGCGAUAUCGGCCUAAUCUACACCCACUACACUCAUAAUUGUGUACUCUACGGCACCAUGGCGACAAUCUACGACCGCGAGGCCGUUGUCCGGGAUACGAUCCAGCGGCUCGUCUCCCUUCCCGAGCGUCGCGGAAUGGCCACGCAAGUGCUUUGGAAUGGAAACGACAAGGAUGGAUUCUAUACCUCGCACCUUGUAACCGGCGCGGGCAGACACUCCCAAAACGGCCAUUUUGGUCCUCCCACCGGCAAGACCUUUGUGUCGCGCACGAUUGCAGACUGCAUGGUUUAUCGUAAUCGGAUAUACCGUGAAUGGGUUGUAGCCGAUACCAUGGCCAUAAUAAAGCAGCUGGGUCUGGACCCCAAUGUGUUCGCUGAAGAGGCUGCGAAGGGGCUCUUCGACAAGGGCCUGGAGUCAAUCGACAUCGGUGAGAACAGACGUCUCAUCGGCCAGCAGAUGCCCGAAUGGAAGGCAGAUACAUCGAUUGCGAACAACGAGGUCGAAAGACAAACUCUGGAAUGGCUGCACGACAUGUGGAACUGUCGAAUGUUUGGCCGGGUCGAGAAACACUACGCCCCCAACGCCCAGUACCACGGACCCAAGAUGACGGAGCUAUAUGGACCUGCUGCCGUUCUGCAUCAACAUCUAGCACUUUUGGGUUCCAUCCCUGAUGCUGCGUACAUGCCCCAGCAUAUCUGCUCUAACCCCUGUGAGGAGGGCGGGGUGAAGGUCGCUGUGCGCUGGGUCAUGGAAGGCCACCAUUUGGGAUAUGGCAUUCUGAGUGAAUUGGGAAAGCCAACGGGCUUGAGGCUGCAGGUUAUGGGAAUCACUCACUAUCAUUACAAGAAUGGCCGGGUGGUGGACGAGUGGAAUGUGUACGAUGAGCUGUCGCUGUUGACCCAGAUUAAGCUGGGGCAGAUGGUCGAGGCGAAGCACAAGUAG
Molecule: messenger RNA, 1128 nt
Organism: Aspergillus versicolor CBS 583.65
Lineage: Eukaryota; Fungi; Ascomycota; Eurotiomycetes; Eurotiales; Aspergillaceae
Exons: 2
Coding region: 1-1128 (375 amino acids)
Biological process (GO): polyketide metabolic process
Source: RefSeq, a predicted model, not a curated record